AUGGACGGUAGGCGGUGGCAUCAAGCUCGCUGGGCCUGGUCUCUGCUGGCCGUGGCACUUGUGGCCGGGGGAAUAGCAUAUGUCGGGGCCACGGACAACAGCCUGGAGGGGGGAGCGGACACCACAGCCUACUGGUGGGGUGAGUGGACCAAGUGGACAGCGUGCUCCCGCAGCUGCGGGGACGGCGUGAUGUCCCAGGAGCGGCACUGCCUGCAGCAGAGGAGGAAGUCUGUGGUGGACGCUGGCAACAGGACCUGCAGCGGCACGUCCAGGCGUUUCCAGCUGUGCCGGGCGCAGGAGUGUCCACCUGACGGGAGGAGUUUCCGGGAGGAACAGUGCGUGUCCUUCAAUUCCCAUGUGUACAACGGAAGGACCUACCAGUGGAAGCCCCUGUACCCCGACGACUACGUACAUAUUUCAAGCAAGCCCUGCGACCUGCACUGCACCACGGCGGACGGCCAGCGGCAGCUCCUGGUGCCUGCCCGGGACGGCACGUCCUGCAAGCUGGCCGACCUGAGAGGGGUUUGCGUGUCUGGAAAAUGUGAGNCCAUCGGCUGUGACGGGGUGCUCUUCUCCACACACACGCUGGACAAGUGCGGCGUCUGCCAAGGCAAUGGGAGCAGCUGCACCCACGUCACCGGCAACUACCGCAAGGGCAAUGCCCACCUGGGGUACUCCCUGGUGACCCACAUCCCUGCCGGCGCCAGACACAUCCAGGUGGUGGAACGGAAGAGGUCAGCUGACGUCCUUGCCCUCGCCGACGAAGCCGGCUACUACUUCUUCAACGGCAACUACAAGGUGGACAGCCCCAAGAACUUCAACAUCGCGGGUACCGUGGUCAAGUACCGGCGGCCCAUGGACAUCUAUGAGACUGGCAUCGAGUACAUUGUGGCCCAGGGGCCCACCAACCAGGGCCUGAAUGUCAUGGUGUGGAAUCAGAACGGCAGGAGCCCCUCCAUCACCUUUGAGUACACGCUGCUGCAGCCGCCGCCGCCGCGCACCCACCGCCUGCCCUCGGGAUACUUCAGCUUCCCCCAGCCAGCGGGCGGGAGCGGUGAGAGCCGGGAGCUGGGUGGCACUGCCCUGCUGGGCUUCGUGAGCCACAAUGGCUCCCUGUACAGCCCCCCGGGGUCUGCGGAGGGCCUGGGCCUGGACCACCAGCUGUUCGGGGCCCCGGGGCCGGAGCUGGGCCUGGCCAGGAGCCCCGAGACCAACGAGGUGUGCGAGGAGGCCAGCGACGGGGUCUGCGAGGGACCUCCCAGGGGCAAGGACUUCCGAGACCACAACGCCACGGGGACUGCUCUCUCGGGGGACCAGGAUGGCCAAGAGGGUGGCGCUCGGUUCACCUCCCAGGAACUCCUAUCGGCCAACGCCAUCUCCGACCGGCUCCUGGGGGCGGGCUCUGACUCCAAGGAGCUGGCCCUCAAUGAGACUGCCAACAGCAUCUCGGUGCAGAGUGGCCCGAGGCGUGGCCCAGCCGAGAGCGUGCCCGUGAACCUGGAGGAGAAAGAGGGCAUGGGCACCCACCUGCUCAACGGCUCCUACUUGGAGCUGAGCAGUGACAGGCUGGCCAACACCUCGUCGGAGGUCCCACUCCCCAACACCAGUGCCAGCCUCCCCAGUGUGGCCGGGAACAGGACCCACAAGGCCAGGACCAGGCCCAAGGCCCGGAAGCAAGGUGUGAGCCCGGCGGACAUGUACCGUUGGAAGCUGUCGUCCCACGAGCCCUGCAGCGCCACCUGCACCACAGGGGUCAUGUCGACGUACGCUAUGUGUGUCCGCUACGAUGGCAUCGAGGUGGACGACAGCUACUGCGAUGCCCUGACGCGCCCUGAGCCUGUGCAUGAGUUCUGCACUGGGAGGGAGUGCCAGCCCAGGUGGGAGACCAGCAGCUGGAGCGAGUGCUCGCGCACCUGCGAUGAGGGCUUCCAGUUCCGCAUUGUGCGCUGCUGGAAGAUGCUGUCGCCCGGCUUCGACAGCUCCGUCUACAGCGACCUGUGUGAGGCAGCCGAGGCCGUGCGCCCGGAGGAGCGCAAGACCUGCCGGAACCCGGCCUGCGGGCCCCAGUGGGAGAUGUCUGAGUGGUCCGAGUGCAACACCACCUGCGGGCGGGGCGUGAAGAGGCGGCUGGUCCUGUGCAUGGAGCUAGCCAACGGGCAGCCGCAGCCACGCAGCGGGCCGGAGUGCGGCCUGGCCAGGAAGCCCGCUGAGGAGAGCACCUGCUUUGAGAGGCCAUGCUUCAAGUGGUACACCAGCCCCUGGUCUGAGCUGGAGGCCGGCAAGGAGCCACUGCCACUUCUGUACCUCUCCAGGCCUGUAGCCUUCUGGCACGAGGGUGUGCAGGAUGGGUGCUCCACCCUGGUGCCACCAGCCCCUGGAAGCCACGGUGCAGGCAGGGAUGCUGGGCUGGACGACAGCUGCCAGGACCAGCCGGGCACCAACUGCGUGCUGGCCAUCAAAGUGAACCUGUGCAGCCAUUGGUACUACAGCAAAGCCUGCUGCCGCUCCUGCAGGCCCGCUCACUCCUAGGCCUGGACCCUCCCAGAACCUUCCAGAAGCUCGCUACCACCGGAGGGAGAGCCCCACCAGCGCACCAGGCCUUUCCCUUGGCCUGGAGGGAGAGCUGGUGCCUAGGGCCACCAGGCCGGAGGAGGACAUUGCAUACAGGAUCGUGAGGACUGAGUUUGUGAGGCCCCAGUCCUCCCUAGCUGGUGCUGCCCCCCCCCUAUGCCCCAGUCUGAGUCCAGGGUCCAAAGCCGCAGGAGGCAGGAGGCGGUGACUGCUAUGUCACACCCAGCCCUUGUCUGGGGCAGCCCUCUCGCUCUGGAGGGCCCAGGGCAGCAAGAGGGUGACGGGCUUCCGUCCAUGGUCCUGCAGGAAGCACAGGGGCCCCAGGAAUUUAUGUCCCUCAGAGCAGCCUCUCUCCCUCCGGGCUGGGGUUAAUGACAUGCCCCUGUCACCCCUGCCACUACUCACCUGUGUAAGUUAAUAAAGUGUAAUAUUUAU
Echinops telfairi (small Madagascar hedgehog) is the source of this 3006-nucleotide messenger RNA. RefSeq names its product ADAMTS like 2 (gene ADAMTSL2). Lineage: Eukaryota; Metazoa; Chordata; Mammalia; Afrosoricida; Tenrecidae. The record is from RefSeq and is a predicted model, not a curated record. Gene Ontology annotation, cellular component: extracellular matrix. The transcript has 16 exons. Gene Ontology annotation, biological process: extracellular matrix organization. Bases 1 to 2529 code for a protein of 842 amino acids.